GCCACGGUAGCGGCUUCACCUUUAAGGCGGCGCGGGGGCUGCUGGGAAGGCCGGCGGGAUGGAGGCGGCGGGACCGGCUCUCGGCUGCGGGUCCGGGUGAGGCGGGCGGCAGCCGGAGCCGGAGCGGGAGCCGGGCCCGAGCCGUGGGCGCAGGCGGCACGACCAUGGCCAUGAUGGUGCUUCCGCGGGAGGAGAAGCUGAGCCAGGACGAGAUCGUGCUGGGCACCAAGGCCGUCAUCCAGGGCCUGGAGACCCUGCGCGGGGAGCAUCGUGCCCUGCUGGCGCCUCUGGUCACGCACGAGGCUGGCGAGGCAGAGCCUGGCUCGCAGGAGCGCUGUGUCCUCCUGCGCCGCUCCCUGGAGGCCAUUGAGCUGGGGCUGGGGGAGGCCCAGGUGAUCCUGGCGCUGUCGAGCCACCUGGGGGCCGUGGAGUCAGAGAAGCAGAAGCUGCGGGCGCAGGUGCGGCGCCUGGUGCAGGAGAACCAGUGGCUGCGUGAGGAGCUGGCGGGGACGCAGCAGAAGCUGCAGCGCAGCGAGCAGGCCGUGGCCCAGCUGGAGGAGGAGAAGCAGCACCUGCUGUUCAUGAGCCAGAUCCGCAAGCUGGACGACGGCGCCUCCCCCAGCGAGGAGAAGGGGGACGUCCCCAAAGACUCCCUGGACGACCUGUUCCCCAACGACGAUGAGCAGAGCCCAGCCCCCAGCCCUGGAGGAGGGGACGUGGCUGCUCAGCACGGAGGCUACGAAAUCCCAGCACGACUCCGCACCCUGCACAACCUGGUGAUUCAGUACGCCUCGCAGGGCCGCUAUGAGGUGGCCGUGCCACUCUGCAAGCAGGCACUCGAGGAUCUAGAGAAAACAUCGGGCCAUGACCACCCUGACGUGGCCACCAUGCUCAACAUCCUGGCGCUGGUCUAUCGGGACCAGAACAAGUACAAGGAGGCUGCCCACCUGCUCAAUGAUGCCCUGGCCAUCCGGGAGAAGACACUGGGGAAAGACCACCCGGCCGUGGCCGCGACACUGAACAACCUGGCGGUCCUGUACGGCAAGCGCGGCAAGUACAAGGAGGCCGAGCCGCUGUGCAAGCGGGCGCUGGAGAUCCGGGAGAAGGUCCUAGGCAGGUUUCACCCAGAUGUGGCCAAGCAGCUCAGCAACCUGGCCUUGCUGUGCCAGAACCAGGGCAAAGCGGAGGAGGUGGAGCACUACUACCGGCGCGCACUGGAGAUCUACGCCACGCGCCUCGGGCCUGAUGACCCCAACGUGGCCAAGACCAAGAACAACCUGGCUUCGUGCUACCUGAAGCAGGGCAAGUACCAGGAUGCAGAGACCCUGUACAAGGAGAUCCUCACCCGAGCUCACGAGAAGGAAUUUGGCUCUGUCAAUGGGGACAACAAGCCCAUCUGGAUGCAUGCAGAGGAACGGGAGGAGAGCAAGGACAAGCGUCGGGACAGUGCCCCCUAUGGGGAAUACGGCAGCUGGUACAAGGCCUGUAAAGUAGACAGCCCUACAGUCAACACCACCCUGCGCAGCUUGGGGGCCUUGUACCGGCGCCAGGGCAAGCUGGAAGCUGCGCACACGCUGGAAGACUGUGCUAGUCGCAACCGGAAGCAGGGCCUGGACCCUGCAAGCCAGACAAAGGUGGUGGAGCUGCUGAAAGACGGCAGUGGCGGGCGGGGCGACCGCCAUGGCAGCCGGGACAUGGCUGGGGGUGCCGGGCCUCGGGCUGAGUCUGACCUGGAGGAGGCAGGGCCUGCAGCCGAGUGGAGCGGGGAUGGCAGCGGCUUGUUGCGGCGCAGCGGUUCCUUUGGGAAGCUCCGGGACGCCCUGAGGCGCAGCAGUGAGAUGCUGGUGAAGAAGCUGCAGGGGGGUGGCCCCCAAGAGCCCCCCAACCCCAGGAUGAAGCGGGCCAGUUCUCUCAACUUCCUGAACAAGAGUGUGGAAGAGCCGGUCCAGCCUGGAGGCCCAGGUCUCUCUGACAGCCGCACUCUCAGCUCCAGCUCCAUGGACCUCUCCCGACGAAGCUCCCUCGUGGGCUAAUCCGAAGGGAAAGCCAGUUGCCAGAGCCUCCGCCCGGCGUGCCCCCACCCCAGCCCUCCGCAUGGGCCCACUGCUUGUCCUGCCUGUCUUCCCCAAGGCCCCUGUCUUUUCUGUUCAAUCUCAGGGUAACCUCCUCCCUUGUCAUCUCAGCCUGAACCACGGAGGCUGGGUCAGCCUGCUUAGCUCUGUCCCUUAUUUAUUCCUUCCAGCCGGGCCCCCUCUCCCCUAGGUCCUGGCCGGCAGGAGGAGCUGGCCAGAGUCUCCAAGAUAUUCAGUGGCCCACCAGCCCAGACCCCAGAGCCAAGAACACUAAGCACCUGCUGCCCCUUCAGCGUCCUGCCCUCUCCCCACCCCACCCGGCCGUUGCUUCUGUAUAUAGAGAAAUAAGUUAUUGGCCGCGCCCCUCCCUCCAGUCCACGUACUGCCCGGGCUCCCUCACCCCUUCUCUGCGGUACCGCCCAGGCCUUAAUCACCCCAUUCCACGCGGUGGUAUCCCAUAGUCUCCGCGUCCCCGCAGCGACGCUUCCCCAAAGGGUUCCCUGGGCCUUUUCGCGCUCUUCCUGGCCUCUGAGGGACGAGCCCCACUCCACCACGGCCGCAGAACCAAGGGCCUCUCCCGCCGGCCCGGGCCGAGCUGCCUCCCCGCUUCCUCGAGGGGCCGCCCGCGGCAGGGGGGCUGCCCCCGGACAGGGCCGAGGCGGUCACUCUUUAUUUUCAGAUGUUGCUGUAGAAAUAAAGACGGUUUGAAUCUGA
Molecule: messenger RNA, 2786 nt
Organism: Microcebus murinus (gray mouse lemur)
Lineage: Eukaryota; Metazoa; Chordata; Mammalia; Primates; Cheirogaleidae
Gene: KLC2
Product: kinesin light chain 2
Biological process (GO): microtubule-based movement
Cellular component (GO): kinesin complex; cytoplasm
Molecular function (GO): kinesin binding
Source: RefSeq, a predicted model, not a curated record